This is a messenger RNA of Meyerozyma guilliermondii ATCC 6260, 1773 nucleotides long. RefSeq names its product bifunctional phosphoribosylaminoimidazolecarboxamide formyltransferase/IMP cyclohydrolase (gene ADE17). The record is from RefSeq and is a predicted model, not a curated record. NCBI's taxonomy places the organism in Eukaryota, Fungi, Ascomycota, Pichiomycetes, Serinales, Debaryomycetaceae. The coding region runs from base 1 to 1773 and encodes 590 amino acids. The transcript has a single exon. Gene Ontology annotation, molecular function: phosphoribosylaminoimidazolecarboxamide formyltransferase activity; IMP cyclohydrolase activity. Gene Ontology annotation, biological process: 'de novo' IMP biosynthetic process. Gene Ontology annotation, cellular component: cytosol.
AUGACAAAGCACACUAAGACCGCCAUCUUGUCUGUGUACGACAAGACAGGCUUGUUGGACCUCGCCAAGGGCUUGGCUGCCCAAAACGUCCGGAUCUUGGCUUCCGGUGGUACUGCUAGAAUGGUUCGUGAUGCUGGAUUUCCGGUCGAAGAUGUUUCUACAAUUACUAGAGCCCCGGAAAUGCUUGGUGGUAGAGUCAAGACACUCCACCCUGCUGUGCACGGAGGUAUUUUGGCGCGUAACUUGGAAAGUGACGAGAAAGAUUUGCAUGAUCAAGGCAUUGAAAAGGUGGACUUUGUGGUGUGCAAUUUGUACCCAUUUAAAGAGACAGUUUCAAAGGUUGCGGUGACUAUAAACGAAGCCGUGGAGGAGAUUGAUAUUGGAGGCGUGACCCUCUUGAGAGCAGCUGCCAAAAACCACGCCAGAGUCACCAUCUUGUCGGAUCCAAACGACUAUGCUGGAUUUUUGCAAGAAUUGAAAACCGGAGAAAUUUCCGCUCCAACUCGUAAUCGUUACGCGUUGAAGGCAUUCGAGCACACCGCCGACUACGACGUGGCCAUCUCGGACUUUUUCCGCAAACAAUACGCCGAAAACAUCUCGCAAUUGCCUUUGAGAUACGGCGCCAACCCCCACCAGAAACCAGCCCAGGCUUACGUUUCUCAGGGCGAACUUCCUUUCAAGGUGUUGUGUGGGUCUCCCGGCUACAUCAACCUUCUCGAUGCUUUGAACUCGUGGCCUUUGGUUAAGGAAUUGAGUGCGUCGCUCAACCUUCCAGCCGCUGCUUCGUUCAAGCACGUUUCUCCCGCCGGUGCCGCCGUGGGAAUUCCUCUUUCCGACAUUGAAAAGAAGAUUUACUUUGUAGAAGACAUUGAGAAUCUCUCGCCGUUGGCCAAUGCCUACGCCCGUGCUCGUGGAGCCGACAGAAUGUCGUCGUUCGGCGACUGGAUUGCCCUUUCCAACAUUGUCGAUCUUCCCACCGCCCAGAUCAUCUCCAAGGAGGUUUCCGAUGGUGUCAUUGCCCCAGGAUACUCGCAGGAAGCACUCGAUAUCUUGAAGAAGAAAAAGGGUGGAAAAUACUGCAUUUUGCAAAUCGACCCCAACUACACUCCCGACACUUUGGAGUCUCGUCAAGUGUACGGAAUCACCCUCCAGCAGAAGAGAAACGACGCCAUCAUCAAGGGCUCAUCUUUCAAGGAAAUCGUGUCGAAAAACAAGGCCCUUACCGAGCAAGGUGUCAUUGACUUAACGGUGGCUACCAUUGCUCUCAAAUACACCCAAUCCAAUUCUGUGUGCUACGCCAAAAACGGUAUGGUGAUUGGCUUGGGAGCUGGCCAGCAAUCCCGUAUCCACUGUACUCGGUUGGCAGGAGACAAAGCCGAUGCCUGGUGGUUGAGACAGCACCCUCGGGUUCUCGCAUUCGAAUGGGCUAAGGGUACCAAGCGUCCCGACAAGGCCAAUGCCAUCGACUUGUUCGUCACCAACCAGGUUCCUACCGAGGAGCCCGAGAAGUCGGAAUACGAGUCCAAAUUUGUCAAGGUUCCCGAACCAUUGACGGCGGAAGAGAGAAAAGAAUGGUUGAACAAAGCCUCGGAAGUCGCAUUAUCUUCCGAUGCAUUUUUCCCAUUCCCAGACAAUGUGCAUCGUGCUUCCCGUUCGGGAGUAACGUAUGUGGCUGCUCCUUCGGGAUCGGUGAUGGACAAGGCCGUUUUUGCAGCUGCCGACGAAUAUAACAUGGUGUAUGUGGAGAACCAGAUCCGGUUGUUCCAUCACUAG